UCGCCUUUCAGCUGUUCCCCUACGCACAACGCCCAAGGCCAAAUAUUGCCACAGUGUCUACAUGCGGGAGCACUUCAUCCGCCUGAUGGAUCCCAACAAGCCCAAAGGUCGCACGCUCUUCUUACUCAACGUGCCGCCCUACGUGACAGAAGAAAGCCUCAAGACAGUCUUCGCCCAGGCGGGUACCAUAGAGGCCGUGGAGUUUGCUGCCAAGCCGGGAAAGGAUGAGACCAUCAAGUGGUACGAGGGCACGGGUGAACCAUUCUCCAACAACCGCCCGCCUUUCGUCUUCAAGGUGGCCUACAUAGUGUUUCAGAAGAGUAGCAGCAUUGGCAAGGCUUUGGCUUUUAAGAGCAUCGACCUUUUCAACAGCAGCGGCGAGUGCAUCCUUAAAACCGGCAUGGAACUCUGGCACGAGGAGUACGAAGGCAACUACCUUCUGAAGGCCCAGAAGGCGAAACUAGAGGUCAGCAAGUAUAUGGCCGCAUAUGACAAGAUGGAGCGAGCUGCGACUGAAGCGGCAAAGACCGGAGAAGCUGAUGCUGACGGAUGGGUCACCGUGGGCAAGGAGGGCCGCAACGCAGGCUUCGAGCAGAAGGCCUCUGUGAUUGGACGCCUGGAACAAAAAGUGGCCAAGGGAAACAAGACCAAGGAACUGAAAAACUUUUAUACCUUCCAGAUACGAGAAAGUAAGAUGCAGAACAUCGUAGAGAUGCGCAAGAAAUUCGAAGAGGAUAAACGAAAGAUCGAGCUGCUCAAGCAGUCGCGCCGCUUCAAACCGUUUUAGUCAGUACGCAUAUGUUAAGCAUCGAAUAAAACUUCUUUAUGAUACCAGAAA
Drosophila eugracilis is the source of this 838-nucleotide messenger RNA. Its product is annotated as ribosomal RNA-processing protein 7 homolog A. The transcript has a single exon. Gene Ontology annotation, molecular function: RNA binding. The coding region runs from base 62 to 787 and encodes 241 amino acids. Gene Ontology annotation, cellular component: UTP-C complex; CURI complex. The record is from RefSeq and is a predicted model, not a curated record. Lineage: Eukaryota; Metazoa; Arthropoda; Insecta; Diptera; Drosophilidae. Gene Ontology annotation, biological process: rRNA processing; ribosomal small subunit assembly.